Molecule: messenger RNA, 1298 nt
Organism: Raphanus sativus (radish)
Lineage: Eukaryota; Viridiplantae; Streptophyta; Magnoliopsida; Brassicales; Brassicaceae
Product: AP2/ERF and B3 domain-containing transcription factor ARF14
Exons: 1
Coding region: 160-1203 (347 amino acids)
Biological process (GO): regulation of DNA-templated transcription
Molecular function (GO): DNA binding; DNA-binding transcription factor activity
Source: RefSeq, a predicted model, not a curated record
UUUACAUCUUGUCUCUCUAUAUAUACACGUUAUAUCCACACUCGUUCACACAUACAUUUCAAUUUCAUACACGUUAUCAAUCUCUCUCCAUUCUCAGAUUCACAAUAUUCUUGUGGAUUCUUCCAAAUUCUAAUCAAAUUUUAAAGAAAAAGAAAACAAAUGGACGCAGCGAGUAGUGUUGACGAGAGCUCGACAAGUACGAAUUCGGUUCAUACUCCUGCGAAGACUCCUCCGGCGCCGGCAAGAAAGUCGUCAUCCCGGGCGAGUCUAUACCGAAUGGGAAGCGGGUCAAGCGUGCUUUUGGAUUCCGAGAACGGCGUCGAAGCCGAAUCAAGAAAGCUCCCGUCGUCAAGAUUCAAAGGCGUCGUCCCUCAGCCAAACGGGAGAUGGGGAGCUCAGAUAUACGAGAAGCACCAGCGAGUCUGGCUCGGCACGUUCAACCAAGAAGACGAAGCUGCACGUGCCUACGACGUCGCAGCUCACCGUUUCCGCGGCCGCGACGCCGUUACAAACUUUAAAGCUGUAACGACGUUAGAUAACAACGGAGACGAAGUCGACUUCUUGAACGCACAUUCCAAGUCCGAGAUCGUUGACAUGUUGAGGAAACACACUUACAAGGAGGAGCUAGAGCAGAGGAAACGUAACCUUCACGGUAAGGGAAAAAACACGAAAGAGACGGCGUUUGCUGCCGUUAGGGUACCGACGGGGUUUAAAACGGCGGAGACUCUGUUUGAGAAAGCGGUAACGCCGAGUGACGUCGGGAAGCUAAACCGUUUGGUGAUACCGAAACACCAAGCGGAGAAACAUUUUCCGUUACCGUCAGCUGGAGACGUUUCCGUUAUUAGAGGGACGCUGUUAAGUUUCGAGGACGUUAACGGAAAAGUGUGGAGGUUCCGUUACUCGUAUUGGAAUAGUAGUCAAAGCUAUGUGUUGACUAAAGGCUGGAGCAGGUUCGUUAGAGAGAAGAGACUCUGUGCCGGUGAUUUGAUCAGUUUUAAAAGAUCCAACGGUCAGGAUCAACAGUUGUAUAUAGGGUGGAAGGCGAAAUCCGGGUCGGAUCAGGAUACGGGUCGGGUCGUCGUGAGAUUGUUCGGCGUUGACAUUACUUCUUUGAAGUCUGAAAACGGUGGCGUAGUGAAGGAAGAAACGGAGAUGCUGUCUUUAAGGUCUAAUAAAAAGCAACGCCUUGUAACUACAAUUUAACAACUCAUUUCUCCUCUUUGGUUUGUUUGUUUUUUUUUUGAUCAAACAGUUUGUUUUUCUGUAAUUUCCUGGUAAAACAACGUUUUUUUAAUUUU